Molecule: messenger RNA, 695 nt
Organism: Corythoichthys intestinalis (scribbled pipefish)
Lineage: Eukaryota; Metazoa; Chordata; Actinopteri; Syngnathiformes; Syngnathidae
Gene: dynlt1b
Product: dynein light chain Tctex-type 1b
Exons: 5
Coding region: 63-401 (112 amino acids)
Biological process (GO): microtubule-based movement
Cellular component (GO): cytoplasmic dynein complex; cytoplasm
Molecular function (GO): dynein intermediate chain binding
Source: RefSeq, a predicted model, not a curated record
GUGACAUGAACGCGUUACCGGAAGUUGUUCUCUGAAGCUACAUACUUUAUAAGGUUUUCACCAUGGACGAAGGAGCUGAAGAUGAGACUACUUUUGUCGUGGAGGACGUCACCAAGUUAAUAAAAGACUCUAUAGAAACAACGAUUGGCACAAGCUCCUAUCAACACUUCCGUGUGAAUCAGUGGAGUACCACCAUAGUGGAGCAGUGCCUGAGUCAACUUUGCAAGCUCGGAAAGCCUUUCAAAUACAUUGUCACCUGUGUCAUCAUGCAGAACAACGGUGCUGGUCUGCAGACAGCCAGCUCAUGCUACUGGGACAACGCAACUGACGGAAGCUGUGCAGUAAAAUGGGAAAACAAGUCAAUGUGCUGCAUUGUCAGUGUUUUUGGCUUGGCUGUCUGAAUAUUAAGCUCAGCCACGUUGGCUGCAUUUACACAAUUGUAUCACGGAUGAUAAAAUAAAAGGAUCCAACUGUGCCUUUUCAUUCUCCAAGAGGUAGUUUUUUUAGAACAGCUCUUGAAACCAACAUUGCAUUCAACAUCAAAAGAUGAGGGCUCGUAAAUGUCGUAAAUAUAAGUUUGACGUGAAGAAAAGGCACCAUGUCGAUUGGAAUACAUAUUUGUUUUGGCUGUAAACAAAGGAAGAACGGCAAAUAUUUGGCAAAUUACCGGAUUGUACUGUUUAGAAAACAUAAUC